Molecule: messenger RNA, 1178 nt
Organism: Prosopis cineraria
Lineage: Eukaryota; Viridiplantae; Streptophyta; Magnoliopsida; Fabales; Fabaceae
Exons: 1
Coding region: 105-794 (229 amino acids)
Source: RefSeq, a predicted model, not a curated record
UUUCUCUGCACUCAUUUAUAAAACGCUCUUUCCCUGUUCCAUUACCUCCGGUUUUCCUAUGUCUCUGUCUUCGUUUGUCUUCCGACGGUGAUUUCUCCUUCAAAAUGUUGAAGGAUAACGCCGGUGUAUCCUUCUCUGUUGUCUUCUUGGACGGUGAAAACACGGUCAACAUCGGCGAAAUCAUGGUGGACUCCUCUCUGAAUUUCAAGAAUUUUCAGUCGGAUAUUGGCCAAAAGAUUGGCGUAUCUCCGCACCAGUUAUCCGUAUAUUUUGGCAGCCGAGAGAGUAACCGGAAAAUUCCUAUAACACGUAAGGUCAAUUUCGCCGCGAUAGCUCGUGAGAAGGGCGGAUUCUUCUUCGUGAAGCGACGGCCCAGGAGGCAUAAGACGCACAAAGAAUCUCGAGAUGAAGAACAACCGUGCAACAAGAAGAUCCCUCCGGCGAAUGUGAAGCUUCUGAGGCGAAACACAGGUAUCGACUUCUACCCGGCUUUCCCCGGGUUCCAAACUCCGAUUCUUGAUCGGAUCGGGUACGAAACUCGGGUGAGGAAUUUACAGGUUGAAAAGGAGCGGUACCUGAUGAAUAUGGGACUCGGUGGUUUGUGCCUGGGAAAGGAACCGAAUGGCAGUGGCAACAGGAAUGCGAGCGGCGGUGAAUUGGUGUGCAAGGUAUGUUCGGUAGGGAAUGCAUCAGGACGCGAUGCGGGUUUCCAUUGGUGCGUGCAUGACGCAGUCACGGAAGGGUUUAGGUCUCCGGCGGGUCCGAUUGCCCGACCCGUGAAGAACAUCGGUUAGAGGGAGCGGGAGUGACGGAUGCCCUGUGAAUGGGCAUAGGAUAAGGAUAACAGGGGAAGCGGAAACGUUAGUAACAGCAUAGUUUUUGGGAUUAAUUAAUGAGAAUUAGAUAAUAACAGAUUAAGGUUAUGGAGUAUAUACGAAUACCAUUUAUUUAGAGCUAGUAUACAGACGAUGAUGCCCUCUAGUAUAUGAGAAAGGGUGUACUGGCUUUUUGGAUAUAUUUGGGGAGUUCAUGAAAGCGAGAGCCAGGGAGGCAUAUGGGCUGCUUUCCAUGGCAUUGUUAUGUUGCAUCUUACAAAACAAGAUUGAGACUGCAACUUGAAUGAUUGAGACAUUUGUAGGCCCUUUUCAGUUGCAACUUUGUGAAUUGCUUUUGCACAA